AUGUCCCUCCCUUGGAAACGCCUAAUCCGCUUCAUCGCCACGGACGGCCGCACCCUCCGCGGCGAGCCUAUCCUCCCCACUCCCGAGACGGAUCUAGGCUUCAUUACCGAGGCCGAUAAGUUGCAGGCACGGGUUAUCGAAGGCGCUGAUAUCUAUGAUACCACCGGUGUCACGCGCGUGACCGAUGAAAUCGUCACCGUGAAGACCAUGCUAGGCCCAUUGGCACAGGCAGAUGUACCUAUACUUCGCUGCGUGGGGUUGAACUAUGCGAAGCACAUCAAAGAAGCAGGCCGCACCCCACCCCCCUUCCCCUUCAUAUUCUUCAAGCCCACCACGACAAUCCACGACCACGGCCACCCCGUCGAAAUCCCAGCCAUAGCCCAAGACUCCCAAGCCGACUACGAAGGCGAACUCUGCCUCGUGCUAGGCCGAGAUGCCAAAAAUGUCUCCCAAUCUGACGCCCUCUCCUACAUCGCCGCCUACACCGUCGGCAACGACAUUUCCAGCCGAAAGCUGCAGCGUGAUCCCGCGCUCGCUGGACGGGUUCCUCAAUGGGGAUUUUCCAAGGGCUUUGAUACGUACGCGCCGUUGGGACCGUGUUUGGUUGCUGGCAGUGAGAUUGCGGAUCCGAAGGCGUUGAUGUUGAAGACUGUUGUUGAUGGGGAGGUUAGGCAGGAGGAGGGGGUUAGUGAUUUGUUGUUUGACUGUGCUUAUUUGGUUAGUUAUUUGUCGCAGGGGACGACGUUGCAGAAGGGGAGUGUUAUUAUGACGGGGACGCCUGGUGGUGUCGGCGCUGGCUUGAACCCGCCCAAGUAUCUUGUCCCAGGCACGCAGAUGGAUGUGUCGAUUUCGGGUAUUGGCACCCUGCGGAACAAUGUUGUCUUUGCAGAGUAA
Penicillium cataractarum is the source of this 894-nucleotide messenger RNA. RefSeq names its product fumarylacetoacetate hydrolase family protein. The coding region runs from base 1 to 894 and encodes 297 amino acids. The record is from RefSeq and is a predicted model, not a curated record. NCBI's taxonomy places the organism in Eukaryota, Fungi, Ascomycota, Eurotiomycetes, Eurotiales, Aspergillaceae. Gene Ontology annotation, molecular function: catalytic activity. The transcript has 3 exons.